AGAUAUGUGUGAUUUAAUAAUAGGGAUACUAUUGAAAGAAAAUGAUAAAUUUUUCUUAUAAAAUUUUCAGUAAUUAGGAUCAAGUAAUGCAUCUUUAAAUUGCAACUUAUUUUGCACUUAUUUUAUCAAAGGUGUGUGUAUAUAUAUGGUUUUAUAGAGUGAAUUUGGAUGGAUACUCAAGAAAGAAGAAAUGCGUAUGGUGGAGCCAUGUCAGGUUCUUAUUAUGUGUGAUAAUUUUAACCAUGGAUUUUUGUAAAGGUGCCAAUGAAGAACUAAUGGUUGUAGAAUGACCAGUUUUUGAAACUGGGUUUAGGCGUGAUUCGAGAAAUAAUGAAUUUUUGAAAACCUGUUGUUGUUAAUUAAAAGGCUCUAUGUGUGCAAAGACUCAUACUUUUUAGUCGUUAAUUAAGUAGGUGGUGUAAAGAUUAGAUUUUGGCAAAACCUGUGGCUUGGUCAUAGCCCCUUGUCAACAGAUUCCUUGUCCAACCAACUUUCUAUCUUAACCGAACUUCAGUCACAUCAGGGUGGUUCAUUCCAUUUAGCCGAAAUCUCAAUGAUUUGGAAAUUGAUGAUUUUUUGAUUUUGAUGAAUCAGCUAAGCCCUCUCCGUCCUCUGAUUUCUCAGCGAUCAACGUGAUUCCAUCAUCUGGAAACACUCUCAUGCAUCCUUGACUAACCCUUCCCUGUACAUGUCUCCUUGGAAGAUUUUGUAAUAGAGCAAAGAUACUUGAAACUAUCACGCGUAUCCCUUUUUAAUCAUUUUGGGCUUGGAAUGGUGCAUGCCAAAAAACACUGAGGACUUCAUCUUGGCAUAAAAUGGAUUUAUGCAGAUCGUCCAGGAUCAUUUAGAAUAUGGUUCCUGUGGUAAUUUGGUGGAUCAUAUGGAGAGAGAGGAAUGGCUAGAGUUUCUAAAGAAAAGGAGAACAUUAUUAAUAUUAAGCGUUUAACUAUAGACACAUGGCUAACACUUUGUCUUUAUACAGAACUGUAAAACGAUUAGGCAUACCUGAUGAAAGAAUUAUUCUGAUGUUGGCUGAUGAUAUGGCUUGCAAUGCUCGGAAUAAAUAUCCUGCACAGGUUUUCAACAAUGAAAACCACAGGCUAAACCUUUAUGGAGAUAACGUCGAGGUAGAUUAUCGAGGUUAUGAAGUAACAGUUGAAAACUUUUUGAGGGUGCUGACUGGCCGUCAUGAAACAGCUGUUCCAAGAUCAAAACGGCUUCUUAGUGAUGAAGGAAGCCACAUACUUCUGUACAUGACAGGGCAUGGCGGAGAUGAGUUUCUAAAAUUUCAGGAUUCAGAAGAGCUUCAAAGUCAUGAUUUAGCUGAUGCAGUGAAACAAAUGAAAGAAAAGCGCAGAUUCAAGGAGCUGCUAAUAAUGGUUGACACUUGCCAAGCUGCUACUCUUUUCUCGCAGCUUCAAUCACCUGGCGUAUUGGCAAUCGGGAGUAGUAUGAAAGGGGAAAAUUCAUACUCGCAUCACUUGGAUGCUGAUGUUGGCGUCUCAGUUAUAGAUCGAUUCACAUUUUAUACUCUUGCAUUUUUUGAGAGGGUGAACAUGUAUGAUAAUGCCUCAUUGGGCAGUCUUUUCAGUUCAUAUAAUCCAAAUAUGCUGAUGUCAACUGCGUAUUAUCGAACAGAUCUAUACCCUCGUCGACUAGAUGAGGUACCUGUGACAAACUUUUUUGGUUCAGUCAUGGAGACAAUACACACUGAUUCUGCGUAUAAAGCAUUCGCUGGAAAAUACGGUAAAAAGUCUAUAUUAGAGAUGCCUCUUAAGCAGUCCAGCCAAGAAUCACGACGAACACUAGCAAGUUCAGAUGUUCGGUAUCCAACUACUGAUUCAAUUGUUGAGGAUCCACAAGAUUCCUGUCCUUUCUUAAAGUUUUGGAGUUUUAUGCAUGGUAAAUUGGCCAAGGUUGAGGGUCUUGAUAGCUGGGUGAACUGUAGCUUGCUUUUCAUGUUCCCAAUGGUGGCAAUGUCUUCUUGGCUCUCGUCUUGAAGUCUCAGAAGUGGAGACUAGAUAUCAAAUUGAUACUCCUAAAGGAGCUCUAUGGUCCUGCAUUGUUUCAUCUCCAUGUUUGUAGAAAAACAUGGGCCCAAUGGAAGUGGUGGAAGUUGUUCUAUCUCACCAAAACACGCGAGCAACUAGUUGAUGUGUUAUCCUUGUACUGCAAAACAGAAAUUACAGUAAAUUUUUACUAGUACUGCAAUGUAGAAACUAAUUCCAAGUUCGUUGGAUGGAGACGUUACAUAGCUGGACUAUUACACUUUCAUGUGUAUAUGAUGUACACUCAUGGUAGAGGUGACUAUUAGAUUAUAUCAAAUGACGACAACAGGAAGAAGAAGAUAACCAGUAUGAUGCCACAAGUGGGGUCUUGAGAAGGUGAGGUGUAUGUAGACCUUACCUCCACCUUUCUGGGUAGAGAAAUUGUUUCUGAUAAAAAUUUAGUGAAAUGACAUUGAAAAUAAUUUAAGUGGCAUCACGCAUCACACGUAAGAAUAUUAUUUCAUUCAAGUUUGGAAGGUUUUUCUUUGUUA
This is a messenger RNA of Capsicum annuum, 2539 nucleotides long. RefSeq names its product putative GPI-anchor transamidase. The coding region runs from base 957 to 2000 and encodes 347 amino acids. The record is from RefSeq and is a predicted model, not a curated record. Gene Ontology annotation, molecular function: GPI-anchor transamidase activity. Gene Ontology annotation, cellular component: GPI-anchor transamidase complex. The transcript is spliced from 11 exons. Gene Ontology annotation, biological process: protein localization to cell surface; proteolysis; attachment of GPI anchor to protein. NCBI's taxonomy places the organism in Eukaryota, Viridiplantae, Streptophyta, Magnoliopsida, Solanales, Solanaceae.